AUGAAGAGGCUCACCUACGCCCUGAACACGGCCCACGACAGGACUCGUGACGAGACACCGUUCGUUUUGGUCCAUGGUUGGGACCCACGAUCCACGCUCGAAGCGACGUUGGCGGUGGGCAACACGUCGACACGCGAUGUAGAAGCCCGUCGUUGGAGAUUGCGAAUUCAACGCCAUUACAAGAUCGCCCGAACCCAAGCACUGGAGCUCGUCCGCGAGGCU
Molecule: messenger RNA, 222 nt
Organism: Phytophthora megakarya
Lineage: Eukaryota; Oomycota; Peronosporomycetes; Peronosporales; Peronosporaceae
Source: the annotation of a GenBank genome assembly